UUUAUGGCCACCAAUGACCUGAUGGUGGAACUGCAGAAAGAUUCGAUAAAACUAGAUGAAGACAGCGAGAAAAAAGUUGUGAAAAUGCUUUUGAAAUUGCUGGAGGACAAAAAUGGGGAGGUACAGAACCUCGCUGUCAAGUGUUUGGGCCCACUGGUUGGCAAAGUGAAGGAGUACCAGGUGGAAACUAUUGUGGAUACGCUGUGUACAAACAUGUUAUCCGACAAGGAACAGCUGCGGGAUAUCUCCAGCAUUGGACUGAAAACAGUCAUCUCUGAGCUGCCACCAGCUUCUACAGGCUCCACUGUGACAGCAAAUGUGUGCAAAAAGAUCACAGCCCAGCUGACAGGAGCUAUUGGCAAGCAGGAGGACGUAUCUGUGCAGCUGGAGGCUCUUGACAUCCUGUCAGAUAUGCUGAGCAGACUAGGGGGAACACUCUACUCUUUCCAUUCCUCCAUUCUGAACUGCCUCCUUCCCCAGCUGACAAGCCCCAGGCUGGCAGUACGUAAAAGGGCCAUCAUUGCCUUGGGUCAUCUUGUCUUGACCUGCAGCGGAAACAUCUUCUCAGAGCUCACAGAGCAUCUGCUUGCUGAGCUGAAGAGGAAUGAGUCUACUUCUACUACCAGGACGUACAUUCAAUGUGUCGCUGGCAUCAGUAGGCAGGCUGGACACCGCAUAGGAGAACAUCUGGAGAAGAUAAUUCCUCUGAUUGUUCAGUACUGUAACGUGGAAGAUGACGAGCUGAGAGAGUACUGCUUUCAGGCCUUCGAGUCUUUUGUGAGAAGGUGUCCAAAGGAAAUUGACCCUCACAUCCCUAAUGUGAUGGGGUUAUGUUUGAAGUACAUCACCUUUGACCCAAACUACAACUAUGAUAAUGAGGAAAUGGAAGAGAUGAUGGAAACUGAAAAUGGGGAGGAUGAAGAGCAAGAAAGCGAUGAUGAGUACAGCGACGAUGAUGACAUCAGCUGGAAAGUCCGCAGGUCUGCAGCGAAGUGCCUGGAGGCCAUUGUGAGCAGCAGGCAUGAUCUUCUUCAGGACUUUUUGAUAAGCAGAUUCAAAGAGAGAGAGGAGAAUGUCAAAGCUGACAUCUUCAGUGCUUAUAUCUCCUUGCUGAAGCAAACGCUGCCCAUCCAGAGCUGGCUGCAUGCUUCAGAUGCCUCUGGCAAAGACGACGUUCCCCUGACAAUGCUUCAGAACCAGGUCCCCAGCAUCGUCAAGGCCUUGCACAAGCAGCUCAAAGAAAAGAGCAUCAAAUCAAGACAGGGUUGUUUCAGCCUCCUGACGGAACUGGCCAAUGUUCUUCCCGGCUGCCUGGCAGAUCACAUCCCUGCACUAGUCCCUGGUAUUGUUUUCUCCUUGGCUGAUAAAUCCAGCUCCUCCAACAUGAGGAUUGAUACACUGUCUUUCCUUCAUGUUCUUCUUUGCAACCACCAGCCAGAGGUAUUUCAUCCUCAUAUCAAAAGCCUGCUACCUCCUGUUGUGACCUGUAUUGGAGACCCCUUUUAUAAGAUCACUUCAGAAGCUCUGCUGGUUACUCAGCAACUUGUGAAAGUUAUCAGGCCUUCGGACAAAUCUUGCACUUUCGACGCCAAGCCCUAUGUGAAGGACCUUUUCCCUGGUACUCUGAAGCGACUGAAGGCAGCUGACAUCGACCAGGAGGUGAAAGAGCGUGCUAUCUCCUGCAUGGGACAAAUCAUUUACAGUCUGGGAGACCAUUUAAGCAGUGAUCUCCAGCCAACCUUGAAGAUAUUUCUAGAGAGGCUCAAAAAUGAAAUCACCAGAUUGACAACAGUCAAAGCAUUAACCUUAAUUGCUGGUUCUCCACUUAAAAUAGAUUUGAGACCCAUUCUAGGGGAAGGUUUCCCCAUUCUAGCUUCCUUCUUGAGAAAGAAUCAACGUGCCUUGAAACUGAGCACUCUGACUGCUCUGGACAUCCUGGUGAAGAACUACAGUGACAGCCUCAAGCCUGCCAUGAUAGAGUCUGUCCUAAAGGAGCUCCCCGCUUUAAUUACUGAGAAUGACAUGCAUGUUUCCCAGGUGGCUAUCAUGUUCCUUACUACGUUAGCUAAGGUUUAUCCAUCGUGCAUCUCUAAGAUCAGUGGUUCAGUUCUUGCUGAAAUCUUUCAGCUUGUCCGCUCACCUUUGCUCCAAGGAGGGGCGCUGAACGCUAUCAUAGACUUCUUCCAGGCUCUGGUUCUGACAAAGAUGGCCGCCAUGGGUUACUCGGAGCUGAUGAAGCAGCUGACUGCACCUAUUUACUCCUCAGGUUCAGCCGGGGCAUCAGUGACGUUACACAAACAGGCAUAUUACUCUGUCGCAAAGUGCGUGGCAGCCCUUUCCUCAGCCUGCCCAAAGGAAGCCCCUGCAAUAGUGAACCAGUUUAUCCAGGAUGUAAAAAGCCCCAAGUCCAGCUCUGCUGUUAAAGUGCUAGCUUUUCUUUCACUGGCAGAAAUGGGGCGCACCAUGAACCUCAGUGCUCAGAGAGAGCUCAAAACAGUCAUCCUGGAAGCAUUCACUUCCCCCAGCGAAGAGGUGAAAUCUGCUGCUUCCUAUGCGUUGGGGAACAUCAGUGUUGGGAAUCUUAAGGAGUAUCUUCCCUUCAUGCUGAAAGAGAUCGGAAGCCAGCCCAAGAGACAGUACCUCCUGCUGCACUCUCUAAAAGAAGUCAUCAGCUCCUCCCCGGCCGAUGGCCUCAAACCUUACGUGGAGGAUAUUUGGGCUCUGCUUUUCAAGCACUGUGAGUGCACAGAGGAAGGGACGCGCAAUGUGGUGGCUGAGUGCCUGGGGAAGCUGACUUUGGUGAAUCCCUCUGAGCUGCUGCCCCGGUUGAAAAACCAGCUGUCAUCAGGCUCUCCACAUGCCCGGAGCACGGUGGUAACUGCAAUCAAAUUCACAAUUGCAGACCAGCCUCAGCCUAUUGAUGCUCUCCUGAAAGGCUGCAUAGGUGACUUCUUAAAAACUCUUCAGGAUCCAGACCUGAAUGUUCGACGUGUGGCUUUAGCCAUGUUUAAUUCUGCUGCUCACAACAAACCUUCUUUAAUCCGAGAUUUACUAAAUGCAGUUCUCCCCAGCCUCUAUAACGAAACAAAGGUCAGAAGGGAACUCAUCCGGGAGGUAGAAAUGGGGCCGUUCAAGCACACUGUGGAUGAUGGCCUUGACGUGAGGAAAGCUGCUUUUGAAUGCAUGUAUACCCUGCUGGAAAGCUGCCUUGACCGACUGGAUAUCUAUGAGUACCUGAACCAUGUUGAGGAUGGACUGAAGGAUCACUAUGACAUUCGGAUGCUGACGUUCAUAAUGUUGGCUCGGCUGUCCACCCUCUGUCCCAACGCCGUGCUGCAACGGCUCGAGCGACUGAUUGAGCCACUCCGGGCAACUUGCUCCACAAAGGUAAAAGCUGGUUCCGUGAAGCAGGAGUUUGAGAAGCAGGAUGAACUGAAGCGAUCCGCCAUGAGAGCAGUAGCUGCCCUCCUGACCAUCCCUGAAGUAGAGAAAAGUCCAGUGAUGGCCGAGUUUUCAUCUCAGAUCAGAUCCAACCCUGAAAUGGCAUCACUUUUUGAAAGCAUUCAGAAAGAUUCUGCUUCCCUACCCACCUCAGAGUCGAUGGACAUGAGCUAA
Molecule: messenger RNA, 3615 nt
Organism: Fulmarus glacialis (Northern fulmar)
Lineage: Eukaryota; Metazoa; Chordata; Aves; Procellariiformes; Procellariidae
Gene: CAND2
Product: cullin-associated and neddylation-dissociated 2 (putative)
Biological process (GO): protein ubiquitination; SCF complex assembly
Cellular component (GO): nucleus
Source: RefSeq, a predicted model, not a curated record